AUGGUCGCACCCGUAGAGGCAGGAACCCGCCAUCCAAACGGUGCACCUUCCCCAUCGUUAUCCUCAGGCCCCCACGCUUUCACGGAAUCGUCCAGGUCGCCGGAGCAGGCUCGAGACGCCAACCCAGAUUCUGGAUCCAGGAGACCACUUCCAUCUCCCACAUUGGACCAAACAAACGGCGGCGGGCGACAUCAACGCUACAACGUAAGAUUCAACACAGUCUACACCUCGGAAAACAUGCCGCCAAAUCAGAGACCCCGGCCAGACCCCCUUCCGGCAGUCCCUGUGCCAGUGGAGACUCCCGAAGAACAGCCAUCGCCUGAGCACACCAUCGCACCCUCUGUGGAACAGGCCAUCUUGGCCAUCAGCUCUGGGCCCCCUCCUCCAGACGAUCUAGCCCAGCUUCAGCAGCAAAAUACGCCCCAAGUGGAGCGAUGCAAGAACUGCGGCGUCCGCUGGAAGCGGCCCUUACCCGGAGAGAACCAGUUCCGUCUGAGUUCACCAGCACAGAAUAUUCACGAGCAGACAAGACUCACCCAGGACUACAUUAAACGACUGGAGAACCACACCAAGUAUGCUGAUGAAGCCUACGCACACUGGGUACGCCAACAUCAAAUGUGUCCAGCAGCCGUAACCAGCCCGCCCGACACGGAAGCCCCGCAAAAGUCACGAAGCAGAAGCAUAGAAGACCCUUCGCCACCUAAUGCUCCAGCCUAUCCCGUUUCCGCCAAGCGAAAGUCCGAGAUUCCUCACGAGGCCUCCAAGUACCGGAAAGUAGUAACAUUCGACCCUCCUUCCAACUCGACGCCACCCGUCCGCCCGACCGCUCCAGCAUAG
Molecule: messenger RNA, 837 nt
Organism: Alternaria ventricosa
Lineage: Eukaryota; Fungi; Ascomycota; Dothideomycetes; Pleosporales; Pleosporaceae
Exons: 2
Coding region: 1-837 (278 amino acids)
Source: RefSeq, a predicted model, not a curated record